Pecten maximus is the source of this 3999-nucleotide messenger RNA. RefSeq names its product alpha-L-fucosidase-like. Gene Ontology annotation, molecular function: alpha-L-fucosidase activity. The transcript has 8 exons. Bases 32 to 1423 code for a protein of 463 amino acids. Gene Ontology annotation, biological process: glycoside catabolic process; fucose metabolic process. Gene Ontology annotation, cellular component: lysosome. The record is from RefSeq and is a predicted model, not a curated record. Lineage: Eukaryota; Metazoa; Mollusca; Bivalvia; Pectinida; Pectinidae.
GAGCACACAAGUCAUGUGACGCCAGAUCAAAAUGGCACCUGUUUGUAAACAGGUUGGUUUGGUUGUGCUGGCCGUCCUGUUGGGUGGAUGGGUUGGCGGGACGCGCUACACCCCGGAUUGGGACUCCCUUGACAAACGCCCCCUCCCGCCGUGGUACGAUGGUAUCAAGAUUGGGGUAUUUAUCCACUGGGGAGUAUUCUCUGUGCCGGCCUUCCGGUCAGAAUGGUUCUGGUGGGACUGGCAGGGCGCUAAGUAUAACGACUGUAUCGAGUUUAUGGAGGCAAACUACCCUCCCGGCUUCACCUACCCAGACUUCGGACCCGAGUUCACUGCAUCAAACUUUGACGCCAACAAAUGGGCGGAGGUUCUUGACAAGUCAGGGGCGGGGUAUGUCGUUUUGACCUCUAAACACCACGAGGGCUACACCAUGUGGCCAUCUGAACAUUCUUGGAACUGGAACGCCAUGGACGUUGGGCCAAAACGGGAUCUGGUCGGUGAGCUAGCCAACGCCGUCAGAAAUAAAACCUCCAUGUUUUUCGGACUUUAUCAUUCCCUGUUCGAAUGGUUCAAUCCAAUGUACCUUGCGGACAAGGCAAGCAAGUUCAAGACCCAGGACUUCGUCAGGGCGAAGACUCUACCCGAACUAUACGAAAUUGUGAACAGAUACAAACCGGAUCUGAUCUGGUCGGACGGGGACUGGGAGGCACCGGACACUUACUGGAACUCCACCCAAUUCCUGGCCUGGCUGUACAACGAUAGCCCCGUGAAGGACAAUGUUUUGACCAAUGACCGGUGGGGAAGUGGAGUCAUGUGUAAACAUGGCGGUUAUUUCACCUGCGCUGACCGCUACGAUCCAGGUGUCCUUCAGAAGCAUAAGUGGGAAAAUGCCAUGACGCUGGACCGGAAGUCUUGGGGAUACCGGAGCAACAUGGAUCUAUCAGAUGUGUUAACCAUAAAGGAACUUAUAGCAACACUGUCGGAAACGAUAAGUUGCGGUGGUAACCUGUUGGUAAACAUUGGGCCCACGUCGGACGGAACCAUCCCGCCUGUAUUUGAGGAGCGACUCCUACAGAUGGGAGAAUGGCUCACGGUCAAUGCUGAUGCCGUAUACGACGCUAAGCCUUGGCACUUCCAGAAUGACACCCAUACCCCAGGAGUUUGGUACACUGCCAAGAAGAUCAGCAUGGUGACCAUUGUUUACGCCUUUGUCCAGAAAUUGCCGGAGUCCGGCUUCCUGUACCUUGGCGCCCCUAUCCCCGGGGACCCUUCCUACUGCCAGGUCACCCUUCAGGGAACAGUGUAUAAGUUCCCCUGGACCACGGGGCCACAGGGUGGUAUGAACAUCUCAGUGUCUACCGUCACAAAAGCAACGCCCUACUCCUGGGGUUGGGUCUUUUCAUUGUAUGGACUGAAAAACCAAUAAGUGUAAGACAUCAAUAGUUUUCUGAUAUUAAUUACAAUAUAGAUUACCAGGCUACCUGCAUUUGUCCAUGGCUGUUGUCUGGGAUCAAUCUAUCAGUUCAAAUUCGUUUUCAAACAGUCCCAUUAAAUGGUGUCCUAACAGCCAGCUUUCCUUUUAGAAAGUCAAACUAUUUGUAAUCAAUGUGACCCUUACUUAAUGCAAUAUAGUGUAACAAGGAAGGUUAUAUGUACGUAUCGUAUACGGACAGGAUAUGUAUGGUAUCAGAACUAUGUACAACGUACAUCAGUCGGGUUGAUGUCUAUCCGCUGAUCACUGAUACCCAAGAGACUGCUCGAAAACAAAUAUCUUACUGUAGCAUGACAAGUCAAUACUGUAAAGACAGGCACCACGUAUACAGUUUGUAUAUACUAUAUAUAACUCAAAACAGAUUGAUAUUUAUCAAUAAUGGACAGCAAGACGUUUGGGCAAUCAGUAAAAUUUUAACAUUGUUGGUGUUUUUUCAAAGCAAAAUAAAUUCGUAAAAUCAAAAUAAACUCCUAAAAUCAAAUGACACUGAACAAGUCCACUUAGCAUAACUGUAAGUACAUUAUGCAUCAUAGUCCAAUUGAAAUGCGCUGAAUGUAUUCUACAGAGUAAUUACGUAUUCUACAUAGUAUUUACUAUACGGUCUUACCAUCAAUCUGUCUGUGAUAAGGGCUACAUAUCCUUAUAUUAUAUGUAGUCUUGUUAAACUCUAAUUGAUGAUAUACAGUCAUAUCUAUAGUUAUAGGUAUCUGUCAUUUGUGAGCCAUUGCUGUACCGAACCUGCCAUAUAUACCUGUAGGCCCCAUACUGUUAAUGCUAUAACCACAAUAUGACCGUUCAUUUGCUUCUUUUCACCCAUACGCAGAUUUAUAAAGUAUACCAGUUAAACAAAGAAUAACAAUAUGAUUUAGGAUUCUCAAAUUUCCCAACAUUAGUCAUUUCAAACGGGUAUUUAGAGAGUUAAAACACAUCUACUACUUAUCGCAGUCAGUUCAGUUUAAUUGUAAAUAGAAAUAAUAUACCAUCACAUUCCUUAGAAUUACGAAGAUGAAAGGUAGAACUGAUGAAAGCAUACUCCGGAAUAAAAUCCAUUUUGUGCUAUGAAAUUAUAUUUAUUGUACGAUUUUGAAAGCUAAAAUUGUAUCAUGCAGUUGCAUAGUAAAACAUCGCUUGAUAGGCGGUUGAUUAUUAAGGGCACAUAGUGUUAACAAAUUGAAUUUACAUUAAACUAUCUCGCGACGUGUUGUUACGUUUGAUAAUGUUUUUGAUGUGUUCGGGCAUCGUUUAUUGUGUUAUUCCAAAAAAGCUGCUCAUAAUUUGAUAUGAUUAUUUGCACACUGUAUAUUUGGUUUGUUUUUUUAUAUUAAACCUAUUGCGUUUUGUUCUUGUAAAGCUUUGUUAUAUGUAACACACUAGUUUAAAUGUUUAAUUGUAAGGGAUAAUUCCAUGUUUAAUUAAAAGUUUGCGAAAUAUGCAGUUGGUUAAGAUUACUUUAUAAUUGUAAAGGGUAGCUUCAUUGAUGAUUAUGCAGGAUAGAUAGAUUUAUAAUUCAGAAAUAUAGUGAUAUUUGUUAUUUUGAAAACAUGUACUCCGUUCAUAAUUAUGAAGAAUAUUUCCUUUGAUAAUUGUGAAGAAGAAUUCCAUUUAUGAUUGUAAUGGAUAGCGAUAUUAUUGUUGUGAAGGAUAGUUCCAUUUUUAAUUGUGAAAAAUGAUUCCAUUUAUAUUUGUUAACGAUAACUAUUUAUUAUUGUCAAAGACAAUCGCUUUUGUUAUUGUGAAGGAUAGUUCCAUUCUUGAUUGUGAAGGAAAAUAUCAUUCACAAUUGUGAAGAAUAAUUCCAUUUUGAAUUAUGAAUAAUAAUUCUAUUUAUGAUUCUGAAGAAUAAUUCCAUUUGUAAUUGUCAAGAGUAAUUCUAUUUAAAGUUGUGAAUGAUAGCUAUAUUUGUAAUUGUGAAAGACAAUUACAUUUGCAAUGGUGAAGGAUAGUUCCAUUCUUGAUUGUGAAGGAAAAUAUAAUUCACAAUUGUGAAGAAUAAUUUUAUUUUGAAUUAUGAAGAAUAAUUUUACUUUGAAUUAUGAAGAAUAAUUUUACUUUGAAUUAUGAAGAAUAAUUUUAUUUAUGAUUGUGAAGAAUAAUUCCAUUUGUAAUUGUGAAAAGUAAUUCCAUUUAAGAUUGUGAAAGAUAGCUAUAUUUGUAAUUAUGAAAGAGAAUUACAUUUGCAAUUGUGAAGGAUAGUUCAUUUUUAAUUGUGAAAGCUAACCGCAUUUGUAAUUGUGAUUUAUAAUUAUAAUUAUAAUUAUUUCAUUUAUAAUUUUGAACGAUAGCAAUAUUUAUACUUGUGAGAGACAAUUGCAUUUGUAAUUGUGAAGGAAAAUGUAAUUUAUAUUUGAAAAGGGCAAUACCAUUGGUAACUAUGCAAAGUAGAGAUAUAUCAUGGAAUGUACAGAGCUUAUGUAUUUGAUAUUAUUUGUAUAAAAUUAACCUAUCUAACUUUUCCCCGUUAUAUGUAAAUUGAAAAUAUGUGUAAUUAAAAAGCUCGCUAAGGAUUCAAG